Molecule: messenger RNA, 1453 nt
Organism: Belonocnema kinseyi
Lineage: Eukaryota; Metazoa; Arthropoda; Insecta; Hymenoptera; Cynipidae
Gene: Tdh
Product: L-threonine 3-dehydrogenase, mitochondrial
Exons: 5
Coding region: 281-1384 (367 amino acids)
Biological process (GO): L-threonine catabolic process
Molecular function (GO): L-threonine 3-dehydrogenase activity
Source: RefSeq, a predicted model, not a curated record
GUAGUCUCUCUGAAUUCAAACAGGAUCGAUCGAAAAUCGAAUAAACUCUUAAAUAAAUGUAUCUAUUGUGAAUAUUUAUACUGCAUGAUAAUUAAUGAAUGAGAGUUAUAAGAUAUACACUCUUGAAACAUUUUAAUCAUUCAGAACUUAAACUAUGGUUAAGUUUAGGGAAAAUUAAUUGUAAAUGAAAAGUUUUUUUUAUUAACAUUCAAGCACCUUUGGUAGUGCUUCUUAAAUUUUAAAUUAAUUUUAAUAUCUUUGGUAUUAAACGACUGUAAAUAUGUUGAUAAGAAACCUGAAAAGAUUUCAACCAUGGAUCCCGAAAAACUCGAGAAAUUUCAGUCUCGCUGCAAUUUCUUUAAAGGAAAAUAAUAAACUGUAUAAUGAGUGUAAUCAAGUCGUCCGGCCACCGCGAAUAUUAAUUACAGGUGGACUCGGUCAAUUGGGCACAGAAUGUGCGAAGCUUCUAAGGAAAAAUUACGGCAGCGAGAAUGUCAUUUUAUCGGACAUCAUCAAACCGACAGAUGAGGGUCUUGCAAAUGGACCUUUUAUUUUUGCCGAUAUUUUGGAUUUUAAAGGACUUCAAAAAAUUGUCGUAAAUCAUAGAAUCGAUUGGCUCAUUCACUUCAGUGCACUUCUGAGUGCUGUUGGUGAACAAAAUGUUCCUCUUGCUGUUAGAGUAAAUAUAGAAGGAAUGCACAACGUAGUCGAAUUGGCUAAACAGUAUAAUCUGAGGAUUUUUGUGCCUUCCACUAUCGGUGCUUUUGGUCCGGAAUCGCCCAGAAAUCCAACUCCAAAUGUUACAAUUCAACGACCAAGGACCAUUUAUGGAGUCAGCAAAGUACAUGCAGAACUUCUGGGAGAAUAUUAUCAUCAUAGAUUUGGUUUGGACUUUCGUUGCCUGAGAUUUCCGGGAGUUAUUAGCAGUGAUCCACCAGGAGGUGGUACCACAGAUUACGCAGUCGCAGUCUUUCAUGAAGGUCUGCUAAAUAAAAAAUACGAGUGUUAUCUGGAGCCAGAUACCCGAUUGCCGAUGAUGUAUAUUGAAGACUGUCUCUCCGCCCUUUUCCAAUUUUUGAAUGCACCGAACGACAGAUUAAGAAGAAGAGUUUACAAUGUCACUGCAAUGAGUUUCACCCCAGAGGAACUUUUUGCUGAAUUAACAAAGUACAUUCCCGACUUGAAAAUUUCCUACAAGCCUGACAGUCGACAACACAUCGCUGAAACCUGGCCUCAAGUGUUCGACGACAGCGAAGCACGAAAAGACUGGGGUUGGCAACACAAAUACGAUAUCGAAAGACUUGUGAACUCUAUGGUUCGCGACGUUAGUGAAAAUUUUCUACCGAAAUUCCACCGACUGAAGGAAGUAAACAGCUACGUUUAGCUUAAAAAAUAAAUAAUAUUCUGCAGCUUACCUUCCAUUUUUCAAUAAAAUUGUAUAAAAUAUGACAAA